Trichoplax adhaerens is the source of this 966-nucleotide messenger RNA. RefSeq lists its product as uncharacterized. The transcript is spliced from 3 exons. NCBI's taxonomy places the organism in Eukaryota, Metazoa, Placozoa, Uniplacotomia, Trichoplacea, Trichoplacidae. The record is from RefSeq and is a predicted model, not a curated record. Gene Ontology annotation, molecular function: protein binding. Bases 1 to 966 code for a protein of 321 amino acids.
AUGCUAACUAUCAACAAACUUUUAUUCCUGUACCUAACAAGCCUUUUGAUAGCAUCAGUAUUGGCUAUACCGCUAUACAAGAAUGAUGCAAACCCAGAGCGAGCUACGGGUAAAGCAACGAGUAAAAGAGCUGCUCAAGACUACUCACCUCAUGAAGCUCGGGAACAAAAUGAAACGAAAGAAACGACCAUAUCGGCUAUGCCAAAAUCUUCGAAGAACAAUUCAGCCAUAGCAUUUACGUUUUCUAGAUUGGAUUCCUGCUCUAUGCCACCCGUAGAUGUCCAACGAAUUUGUAAAAUUACGCAUCCAAUUCCUACCUUGGUCUACAAAUACAACCGCUACUUUAUCAACAAAAUCACUGCUCAUCUCAACAUGAAUGAAUUUGAGAGCUUUGAUUCGUUGUCUUACUGUAACGCUCAUAUCUUGGAAUUGCUAUGCCAUGCCUAUUUUCCAAAGUGCGAUGCAGCUAGUCAGACUGUUGAAUACUUUGUAUCCGAACCUACAUGCGUUAAUGUCUUAAAUGAAUGUGGUGGACCAGUCUAUCAAGAUAGAUCAGAUCAAUUUUGUCAACAACUCAAGCAAGGCCGCCACAGUCUCCAUUCUUGCACUCUUCCAAAAAGGACAAACAUCGGGACAUGUACUACAGUCAAUUAUGGCAGAUCGAUUCCUUCCUGGUUUGAAAGUUCACUCCAAAUGGCAGAUAACUCGGCACAAACUAUAUUUCAUCUUCUUAAAUAUAUUAUUCCAUCAUCACAACCCGGCAAUACCUGUGAAAGCAAAAUUAUUGACUUUAUAUGCGAUGGAGCACUUUUCUGUUCAAACGAUAAUCGCAGCGCGCUAACAGUAUCGUCCAAGCAAAAAUGCCGAGAUGUUAUUAAAUGUGGCAGUUAUUAUCAACAAUUGAUGCUAAAGUCUAUUUGCGAUUCCUACUUGGACGAAAAUGAAGUUGAAUCAUUACCAAUAUAA